Molecule: messenger RNA, 3213 nt
Organism: Tupaia belangeri chinensis (Chinese tree shrew)
Lineage: Eukaryota; Metazoa; Chordata; Mammalia; Scandentia; Tupaiidae
Gene: SLC13A3
Product: solute carrier family 13 member 3
Exons: 14
Coding region: 356-2023 (555 amino acids)
Biological process (GO): succinate transmembrane transport; citrate transport
Cellular component (GO): plasma membrane
Molecular function (GO): citrate transmembrane transporter activity; succinate transmembrane transporter activity; sodium:dicarboxylate symporter activity
Source: RefSeq, a predicted model, not a curated record
AUCAGUGAUACUUUCGGCACCUGUUCGUAUGGAGUGACCAUCCUGUGGGACCAAGAUCUUUCUUUCGCUCACCCAGUCAGCACCUUCCGAGUAAUGGCAGAGGGCCAGGACCAAGGGGAGGAACUUCAGAGAAGUUCCCAGGAGGUCAUGCCAAGCUGGUUGUCCUGAGAACCGCUGCCCUAAGGAAAAUCAAGGAGUCAUGAGAAGAAAUGGGAAGCGGACGCUGGAAGGGCAGAACUGUUAUCAACUACACCCAUUUUACAGACUGAGGAGUUGAAGCUCUGCAGUGCUAAGCCACUGGCCCAGAAUCAUCAGCCUGUAACUGGAAGGCCGCUGCCUGUUUGUCAUCCUGCUCAUGGCGGUGUACUGGUGCACAGAGGCCCUGCCCCUCUCAGUGACAGCCCUGCUGCCCAUCAUCCUCUUCCCCUUCCUGGGCAUCCUGCCUUCCAGCAAGGUCUGCCCCCAGUACUUCCUCGACACCAACUUCCUCUUUCUCAGCGGGCUGAUCAUGGCCAGCGCCAUCGAGGAGUGGAACCUGCACCGCAGAAUCGCCCUCAAAAUCCUGAUGCUUGUGGGGGUCCAGCCAGCCAGGCUCAUCCUGGGGAUGAUGGUGACCACCUCGUUCCUGUCCAUGUGGCUGAGCAACACUGCCUCCACUGCCAUGAUGCUGCCCAUCGCCAACGCCAUCCUGAAGAGUCUCUUUGGCCAGAAGGAGGCACGGAAGGACUUCAGCCGGGAGAGUGAAGAAGCCACAGCUGCUGUGCGGAGGAAUGGCCUGCACGCUGUGCCCACGGAGAUGCAGUUUCUCGCCAGCACAGAAGACAAAGACCGCCUAGAGGAAGUGGAGGCUCCACUGGACCUGCCCAUGGACUGCACGAAGGAGGAGGAAUACCGCAGAAACAUCUGGAAGGGCUUUCUCAUCUCCAUCCCCUACUCAGCCAGCAUCGGGGGCACUGCCACACUCACAGGCACAGCCCCCAACCUCAUCCUGCUUGGCCAGCUCAAGAGUUUCUUUCCACAGUGCGACGUGGUGAAUUUUGGCUCUUGGUUCAUCUUCGCCUUCCCUCUCAUGCUGUUGUUCUUGCUGGUGGGCUGGCUCUGGAUCUCCUUCCUGUACGGCGGUGUGAGCUUGAGGAGCUGGAGGAAGAAGAAAUCUGAGAUGAGAGCUGAUGCAGAAGAUAGAGCUCGAGCUGUAAUUCGGGAAGAAUUCCAGAAUCUGGGGCCCAUCAAGUUUGCAGAACAGGCCGUUUUCAUCCUUUUCUGCAUGUUCGCCAUCCUCCUCUUCUCCCGGGACCCGAAGUUUAUCCCUGGCUGGGCCAGCUUCUUUACUCCUGGGUUCCUUUCUGAUGCUGUCACCGGCGUGGCCAUUGUCACCAUCUUGUUCUUCUUCCCGUCCCAAAGGCCCUCUCUCAAGUGGUGGUUUGAUUUCAAAGCUCCCAACACGGAGACGGAGCCUUUGCUGACCUGGAAGAAGGCCCAGGAGACGGUGCCCUGGAACAUCAUCCUCCUCCUGGGCGGGGGCUUCGCCAUGGCGAAGGGCUGUGAGGAGUCGGGGCUGUCUGCGUGGAUCGGCGGGCAGCUGCACCCCCUGGAGCACGUGCCCCCUGUGCUGGCUGUGAUGCUCAUCACCGUCGUCAUCGCCUUCUUCACCGAGUUCGCCAGCAACACCGCCACCAUCAUCAUCUUCCUGCCCGUCCUGGCAGAGCUGGCCAUCCGCCUGAGAGUGCACCCCCUGUACCUGAUGAUCCCCGGCACCGUCGGCUGCUCCUACGCCUUCAUGCUCCCGGUCUCGACGCCCCCCAACUCAAUCGCCUUCGCCUCUGGACACUUGCUGGUCAAAGACAUGGUGCGCACCGGCCUCCUGAUGAACCUGAUGGGCGUCCUGCUGCUUAGCUUGGCCAUGAACACCUGGGCACAGACCAUCUUUCAGCUGGGUACCUUCCCGGACUGGGCUGACGUCCACGCAGCCAAUGUCACUGCACUGCCACCCACCUUGGUCAAUGAUACAUUUCGGACCUUCUGAGUCCACCUGGGGGACUCUCUUUAGUUCAGGCCCUCCCAGAGGGCCAUCACCUGCUGCUAGGACCCAACAGGACAAUCAAGCAAUUCUUUUUCUGUAAUCCAAUAUGCAGCAAGCAAGAGUGACCUCCAGUGGUCCACUCGGUCCACAGGCUCAUUUUCUAGGACACUUUCUUUCCCUCUUGUGCAGUUUGAGAUCCAGAUGUCUCCCAGCUCUGCUUCCUGAGAAACGAGCUCCUUGGUCUGGGACCUGUAACGCACUUAGGGUGCAGAGAGCCCAGUUCCAGCGAUGAGAAGCAAACUUGGAAGGUGUUUGUCUUGCACAGUUGGGAGGGGCCGUCCCUUCCUCCGGGCAAGGCUAACGCAUCCCCCAGUGACUAGUUGAGGUAACACUCUGGAGACCAUCUUGUUUUUAAGGGUUACUUUCCUGGGCGAGGCCUUGGGGGCUCUAUGUCUCAGGCCAGCUGUGCUGGCUGUCCACAACCGGCGUGUGUUCUGCCUGGCCGAUGCCCGCUCUGGGCCAGUGGUUUGACUGUUGCCACUGCUGAUACCAAGGAACCAGAGAUUCGUUCCAACCCGGGAGACAGGGAGGAACAGGUGACUUCCUGAGGCCGUGGAGGCUGUGCGAAGCCUCCCUGCUGCCCCCGAGCUCCUGAGCACACCAGGGGAGUCUGGAAACCUCAGCUGGCAGCUCUGCCCACAAGGUUGACGAUAGUUCUGUUUAUCUGAUCUGGUUUGGCCCUAAUUCUGGGGUCAGGCCAAGCCUGGGCUUUGCCCUCUCAUAGGUGACCCAUGGCGCCACGACCCUCCUGCACGUGGCCUUCAGGGCUUCUGUGGCUACUGGGUAGGUGGCCUUUUCUUGUGCCAGCAACUGGUCUUUACCUCCCCACCCCUACCCCAAGAGGUAAGCAGAAAUUAGCAAAAGUCACAUUUUUUCAGGAGUGAGAAAAAAGUCAAAGGACAGUGGCCUGGUGAAAGGCCAGGGGGAAAUGUCUCAGGCAGGCAAAUAUUAUCCCCUCAAGUAGAAGGAAAACCAAGACAUCCGCAAUGUCCUGGAGGAUUUGAUCCCUCUCUAAUUCAAGCAAAGCAUCUGGGCCUCCCCCGGAUGUCCUGCCCAGCCGGUGCUCAGAAAGUGCCCGCUGAGUGGAGCGGCCCAGCGCUGGCCCAGCAUCAGGAAAGGCCCCGGCCCGGGCG